UACGUGAUUCCAUUUUCGGGCUUUAGACUUCUGUGAAUAUUAGAUUAACCUGUAUCUUUAUGUCAGACGGUUCUUUUUUUUUCUUUUUUUAUCUUUGGGCUAGUAAAUGUCAAAAUGUUUGUUACAUUUGUUACUAUUUGGAAAAUGUAAAUUGUAAUAGUUAUUUAGUUUAAUGGCAGCUCCAAGGAUGCCAAGUACAGUAACAAGUGGUUAUUCUCCUUUUGAAGAUGAACCUGUGGAAUUUAAUGAUACUUUUAAACCGGGAGAAGUUAAAAAAUCGCCACAGCCAACUGAAGAUUUCCCAAAUGAACUAGGAAGUACAUCAAGUCUGAAUCGAAGCCAGGUCGACAAUGUUUUGGAGCUUACAGAGACUGGUGAUUAUGCUGAUGCUGACCAACAUUGGGAGAUGAACUACCACGAGGCAUCUAUAUUUUUAGAGGAAGGAGAAAACAACGAGAAGUUUGACUCUCACCCCCACAACCCGGCUGCGUUGCCGGCAUAUCUGCUGGUGCACAACCGCUGGUACUACGGUCUGGACAUGGCCACCUCCAUUGUGUUGUUGGUGCUCGCCUUUGUUGAGGAUCCUGCGAUACCCUACUUCAAAGUUCCAGUUGCAGCUGCAAGUUCUGUUGAAUUGCUUGCGUUGUCCGUUAUUACUAUUGAGUUGGCAAUGAAGCUGCGAUGGAUUGGGUGGAGGACAAUAUUGAAACACAAGAGAACAAUGUUGAAGGGCUUGACGCUCGGAAUCAUGUUCAUGGAAGCGAUCACGGUGCUGAUACGCCAGUCGUCUCACUUCCGAGUCACCCGCGCCUUACGCCCCAUUUUCCUGGUGGACACGCGUCACUGUGGCCCCGUGCGACGCUUUAUACGCCAGAUCUUCCAAUCGCUGCCUCCGAUCCUCGACAUGAUGGGGCUGCUGCUGUUCUUCAUCUGCAUCUAUUCCCUGCUGGGCUUCUACUUGUUCAGCAGCUACAAGCACACGCAUCAUUUUGACACGCUGCAAGACAGCUUUGUGUCCAUGUUUGUCCUGCUGACAACUGCCAAUUUUCCAGAUGUGAUGAUGCCUUUAUAUUCCAAGAGCAAGUGGUACUCCAUCUUCUUUAUCUCCUAUCUCUGCAUUGUUCUCUAUGUGCUGAUGAAUUUGAUGUUGGCUGUAGUUUAUGAAACGUUCACUCGUAUUGAACGUGACAAAUUCCGCAAACUACUUCUUCACAAACGAAAAGCAUGUCAACAUGCUUUCAGAUUGUUGGUAUCAAAACAGAAUCCAAACAAAGUUCGCUUCAAACAGUUUGAAGGGUUAAUGAGAUACUAUGCACCAAAGAAGUCGUUGCUCGACACAGUGCUGAUGUUCAAAGAGCUGAAUGUGUCGGGCAGUGGAAGCCUCUCUCUGGAAGAGUUCUACAGCGUGUACGAUGCAGCUUUGCUGCGGUGGGAGCCCCAGUUCUCUCACAUCCCGUGGUUCCACACCACCUGGCCGCCUCUGCAGAAGUUGUGUCAGUUGGCUCACGAUGCUGUCAACUGGCAGUACUUCGAGCCUUGUGUCUAUGUAAUCACCUUAUGCAAUGGAGUUGCCAUGGUCAUCAGGUUAUUCAAUGAAAGCAGUAAUUUAGAAGAAGCUGCCGUAGCAUUUUGUGCAUCGUGGGACACAUUUACAUUCAUUGGCUUGUACGCAGUGGAAGCCAUGUUGCGAGUGAUGGGCUUCGGCGUUGGCCGCUACUUCAAGUCGGGCUGGAACGUGUACGACUUCCUGGUGAACGUGGCAGCGCUGCUGGGAGCAGUCGUGCUGUACAUAGUGCCUAGUUUUGUAUACGUGGUGGUGUUCCGACCUCUGCGGCUCCUGAGACUGUUCAAGCUGAAGAAGCGCUACAGAGACGUGUUUGGAACUCUGGUGCUGCUCACGCCUCUCAUGUGCUCCACUGCCAUAGUCAUGUUAGUCCUGUAUUACUUCUUUGCUAUUGUCGGCAUGGAGCUGUUUGCGGGUUAUGACAUGAAGAACUGCUGUAGCAACUCAAGUGUCGAGGACUUCUACAAAUGGAGCAGUAAUGGAACUACCGCUCUCGGCUAUUAUUACCUGAAUACUUUUGACAACAUAGCCACCAGUGGAAUAACACUCUUUGAGCUGACCAUCGUCAACAACUGGUUCAUCUUGAUGAAUAGCUAUGCCAUUGUUGUGUCUCCGUUCAGCAGAGUUUACUUCAUGCUGUUUUAUCUGUUCACCAUGGUCGUGCUGACCAUAGUGGUAGCAAGCGUGCUGGAAGCCUUCCGGUUCCGCAUCCAGUACAAGCGACAGACUUCCAAGAGAGAAGAGGAAAAGCUGCUGCAUGAAGAGGUUCACGUAGAAUGGGAGGAAAUGCAGUCUUGGGUUCAAGACUUCCAGUUGUUGGAGAAGCUAAGAGGGGACCUGGUUGUGGGGGGCACUGCUACAUUCAUUGGCUGUCGACCAAGAAAUCGGGAAGUGCUGCAGCAGCGGAUGUACCGUGCUGAGAUUGACGAGUGGAUGAAAGAUGCAGAGAUGACAGAGCAGCUGGCUGAAAGCAUCCCAAACCCAAGGGAAGACGAACAUCUCAUCACUCCCGGGCAGCCAGUGCUGACAUAUCAACAACCUAUUUCCAUCAACUCCUAGCUUCGAGCUAUCCAGAUAUUUACAGUAAAAUAGUUACUGUUGUCGGUGUGGGGACACAUGUAGCACGUAAAUAGUAUUGUGACAAGAGCUUUAUUUCAUACUUAUUGACAACCAUAUAUACAUAUUUAUAUGUACAAAAAAUUAUUUAUUUUAUCAUUUUAAUGGAUAACAAUGACAGUAUUACUUUUAAACUGCUUUAUUUAAUUUUAGCUAUUAAUUUUUUUAAUUUAAUGUGUUACUAUUGUGUUAAUUUAUUUAUCAUACCAAAAUAAAUGGAAAUCAAAUUUCCAAGAUGGUUAAACCAUAAGCAGAAUAUUAGGUAAUUAUAUGCUAGAUGCAAUGUUAUGAAGAUUUUUUUUUACAUUGCUUACCUUUACUUUUAAUAAUUGGAAGUGCAAAUGAAGAGGAGUUAGUUGAACUGAAGCCACUUUGCAUAUAAGCAGUCUGAACCUUGAAAAUGUGUAUAAUCAAUUUUUAUAGGAUGUGCCGUCAAAUCCUUGUACCAUCAAUAUCCUUCUGAUGUUACCAAGACCAGAAAACAAGCAGUAAUUUUGAUGUUUAACCAGUUUAACAGUUGUUAAUUUUAGUAGGUGCGAUGAAAUCAAAAUAAGAGUGCUAUUUAUUAAAUCAAUGAUUAUCAAUUUCUUUUAAUACUUAUAUCUCAAUCACAAUCAUAAAUAAACAGCAUCACAAAUGUUUUCGAUGUACUUAAAUAUACAAAGUAUAUUUUUUGUUAAUUCCUCCUUAAUUCUCUCUGUAACAAUUCAUAUCAAAACAAGAGAGAGCUAGACGAAAUUUAAAAUAUACUUGUUUUGGCAUAGCUACAGUCUAUAGUAAGGCUACUUGAUGAAUUUCAACCCUUUUAAAAUAAAUCUUACCUAAUAGGAAUACUAAAGAACAGUUACACCACUGUUAUUUAGUUAUUUAUUUUAUACUUCCUUCAGUAAAGUAAAUACCUACUUGAGCAACUUUUGGAAAAAA
Bacillus rossius redtenbacheri is the source of this 3604-nucleotide messenger RNA. Its product is annotated as two pore calcium channel protein 1-like. Gene Ontology annotation, biological process: transmembrane transport; monoatomic ion transport. Gene Ontology annotation, molecular function: monoatomic ion channel activity; voltage-gated channel activity. Lineage: Eukaryota; Metazoa; Arthropoda; Insecta; Phasmatodea; Bacillidae. The transcript has 13 exons. Gene Ontology annotation, cellular component: endosome membrane; lysosomal membrane. The coding region runs from base 173 to 2623 and encodes 816 amino acids. The record is from RefSeq and is a predicted model, not a curated record.